AUGGUUCUCGCACAAUUAGGUGGGAGCAUUUCGCGUGCUCUUCAGCAGAUGAGCAAUGCCACAAUCAUCGAUGAAAAAGUUCUCAAUGAAUGUCUCAAUGAAAUCACUCGCGCUCUUCUUCAAUCCGAUGUUCAAUUCAAGCUCGUUCGUGAUAUGCAGACCAAUAUCAAGAAGAUCGUCAAUCUCGAUGAUCUCGCUGCUGGUCAUAACAAACGCAGGAUUAUCCAACAAGCUGUGUUCAAUGAACUCUGCAAUAUCUUGGAUCCUGGAAAGCCCUCUUUCACUCCCAAAAAAGGAAAAGCUAGUGUUGUCAUGUUCGUUGGUUUACAAGGAUCUGGGAAAACCACUACUUGUACAAAAUAUGCAUUUUAUCAUCAAAAGAAAGGCUGGAAGCCGGCUCUAGUAUGUGCAGAUACAUUCAGAGCUGGUGCGUUUGAUCAGUUGAAGCAAAAUGCUACUAAAGCUAAGAUCCCUUUCUAUGGAAGCUAUAUGGAGUCAGAUCCUGUGAAAAUUGCUGUGGAAGGUGUGGAAAGAUUCAGGAAAGAAAACUGUGAUCUUAUAAUUGUUGAUACUAGUGGGCGUCACAAACAAGAAGCUGCUCUUUUUGAAGAAAUGCGCCAAGUUUCAGAAGCAACGAAACCAGAUCUUGUUAUCUUUGUCAUGGAUAGCAGUAUCGGUCAGGCUGCUUUUGAUCAGGCUCAAGCAUUUAAGCAGAGUGUUGCAGUUGGAGCUGUCAUUAUCACUAAAAUGGAUGGCCAUGCAAAGGGUGGUGGUGCACUUAGUGCUGUUGCGGCUACAAAGAGUCCUGUCAUAUUCAUUGGAACAGGAGAACACAUGGAUGAAUUUGAAGUUUUUGAUGUUAAACCAUUUGUCAGUCGUCUAUUAGGCAUGGGAGAUUUGUCAGGGUUCAUGGACAAAAUCCAUGAAGUUGUUCCUAUGGAUCAACAGCCCGAACUGCUUCAAAUGCUGUCAGAUGGACACUUUACCUUGAGGAUUAUGUACGAGCAGUUUCAGAAUAUUCUUAAAAUGGGUCCCAUUGGCCAGGUUUUUUCUAUGCUGCCUGGAUUUAGUUCUGAAUUAAUGCCAAAAGGCCGCGAGAAAGAAAGCCAGGCAAAAAUUAAGCGUUACAUGACAAUGAUGGACUCAAUGACAAAUAAAGAGUUAGAUAGUUCAGACCCAAAGCUCAUGAACGAGUCACGGAUGAUGCGAAUAGCUCGAGGUUCUGGUCGGCAAGUUAGGGAAGUAAUGGAGAUGAUGGAAGAGUACAAACGUCUUGCAAAGAUAUGGAGCAAAAUGAAAGGGCUUAAAAUACCAAAGAAGGGAGAAAUGAGUGCCUUAUCCCGAAACAUGAAUGCCAACCACAUGAGCAAAAUCCUCCCUCCACAGAUGCUAAAACAAAUUGGAGGUAUGGGUGGGCUACAAAGCUUGAUGAAACAGAUGGGAUCUUCUAAGGACAUGAUGGGAAUGUUUGGCGGUGGCGAUAAGUAG
Messenger RNA from Lathyrus sativus (Indian pea), 1488 nucleotides. The record is from the annotation of a GenBank genome assembly. NCBI's taxonomy places the organism in Eukaryota, Viridiplantae, Streptophyta, Magnoliopsida, Fabales, Fabaceae.